GAAAGUGGUGCAUUUCAUCCCCAUCUAGAAUCUAAUAUGCAACAUAAAACCCGUUUGUUGUUUAAUGUGGUGAAUUAAUUAUUGUUCUGGGGAGAUAAGUGCUCCUUUUUAGCCGAAUCAUUUACAGCAUCUAGUACAAAUGGCGUUUGAAUCAGUGCUUUCGAAUUACCUCUGAAUUCUAAUAUCUAUUAUUUGUUUAGAGGGUUAGUUAUUAUUCAAUCAGCAAGGUUCUCCUAAUGUUUUUCUCCUGACAUGUGUUGUCAUGUGCAUGAUUCGUCAUCCCUCGGGGGAGAGUGUACCGAGAGGGCGUGCUGCAGGAGCCGGCUAAUAGGAUGGGAGAUGGCACUGAAUACCAAUGGCUCAUAGUGGAGAAGACCACAGACUACCCCUCUGCUGAGUUCUCUCUGGUGGAGGAUGUGGCUCUGCACUUCACCUGCUUGAUGGACAGGUUGAACGAGCAGCGCCUCUUCCAGCCUGACCUCUGCGACGUGGACAUCGUCUUGGUGCGCCAGCGCAGCACCUUUCCUGCCCACAAGGGAGUGCUGGCGGCCUACAGCCCCUUCUUCCACUCUCUCUUCGCCCAAAGCAAACAGCUGCAGCGUGUGGACCUGUCGCUGGACGCCCUGACUUCGCAGGGCCUCCAGCAGAUCCUGAACUUCAUCUACACCUCCAAGCUGCUGGUGAGCAGCACCACUGUCCGCGACGUGCUGAACGCUGCCACUGUGCUUCAGAUGAGCAACAUCGCGGCGUCCUGUCGCGAUCUCCUCAGCAGCCACUCGCUGAGAGCCGCCUGCAGAGAGAUGGCCAAUCAAGAGGGGUUUAGCGGCUGCAACCCUGCCGGGAUGCCUCCCUGCCAGCUGUACCGGGAGAUCAAACAAGAGUCUGAGCGCGGCAGGGUCUACGCGAGAGAAGGCAGCAGCCCGUUCUCUGUCAGGGUGGAGGAGGUGGGGAAGAUGGCUGCCCAGACAAAGCAGUACUACCAGAAGGAGGAGGGGGCAGGAGGCGGGGCCGGCACAGGUGUGGCCGCUCUGUGUAAGGCGGAGGGCAGCGACGGGGAGCCCAAAGCGGCGGAUGGCCACACCUCCUUCAACAGGGAUCAGAUCAUCGUUGAAGUCAACCUCAACAACCAGACCCUGAACGUCUCGAAGGGAUCCGACGGCAAAUCGUCCACAAUCGCGGAACCUGUGUUUGGUCAUUGUGAGGAAAACGAGAGAGACUCUGAGGGUGACGAGGACAACGGAAUGGAGAACGGUGAUGGACAUGGGGAGGAGGGUGAUGAAGACCUAAAGAGGAGAGACCUACUGGGCCGUACCAGCGAGGAGGAAGAUGAGGAGGACGAAGAGGAGGAGGAGGAGGAGGAGAACACCCUAAACAUUCCUGGGCUGGACCAGCCCGCCGUAAUGGAUCGACCACACCGGGGCGCCAGGGCCCUUGCCAUUACGGGCGCCGCCACCAUACGUCAGACGCUUGCAGAGGCCACUCUGGCCAACCAGCGACAGGCUGGGAAGAGGGCCCUGGACGCGGAGGGCCUGGGCCAGAAAGUCAGGCUGGAGGAAAAGCAACACUUCCCGUGUAAGAAGUGUCCUCGCAUCUUCAACAACCGCUGGUACCUGGAGAAACACAUGAACGUCACCCACAACCGCAUGCAGAUCUGCAAUAACUGCGGGAAACGCUUCCUGCUGGAGAGCGAGCUGCUGCUGCACCAACAGACUGACUGUGAGAGGAGCAUCCAGUGCGUGACAUGCGGAAAGGCCUUCAAGAAGCUGUGGUCGCUACACGAGCACAACAAGAUAGUCCACGGCUACGCGGAGAAGAAGUUCUCGUGUGAGAUCUGCGAAAAGAAGUUCUACACCAUGGCUCACGUCAGGAAGCACAUGGUCGCCCAUACGAAGGACAUGCCCUUUACCUGUGAGACCUGCGGGAAGUCGUUCAAGCGCAGCAUGUCGCUGAAGGUCCACUCUCUGCAGCACUCGGGAGAGAAACCCUUCAAGUGUGAGAGCUGCAGCGAGCGCUUCCAGUACAAAUAUCAGCUGCGCUCCCACAUGAGCAUCCACAUCGGACACAAGCAGUUCAUGUGUCAGUGGUGCGGAAAGGACUUCAACAUGAAGCAAUACUUUGACGAGCAUAUGAAGACGCACACGGGAGAGAAGCCGUACAUCUGUGAAAUCUGCGGCAAGAGCUUCACCAGCCGGCCCAACAUGAAGCGCCACCGCCGCACCCACACCGGGGAGAAGCCGUACCCGUGCGAGGUGUGCGGCCAGCGCUUCCGCUUCUCCAACAUGCUCAAGGCCCACAGGGAGAAGUGUUUCCACGUCAGCAACCCCAUGGUGGGCCCUAACUGCGCCGACCCCCUCGCCCUCGACCGGCCCCUCGUCUCUCCAGCCGCAGACUCUUCCGGCCCGGCCCAGCUGGGGGCGCCGGCCUCCUCCGCCGUCUGCGGCCCCCAGCUCCUCCACGGCGGCCAGCUGUCUCUCCCCCCGCUGCGGCCCAUGGGGGGGCCGCCCGCUGCCUCCCAUUUACCCCCGCCGCCUCCCUUGUUCUCUGCUGGUAGGAUGAACUCUGACAACUAACAAGUCUCUGUAGCAUUUAAAGCACUUUGUUCGGUUCCUCUUUUGUAAGAGCAGACUCGCAGCAGGGAGAGUGACAUUUACGCGGAGGGAGGAGCCCGAGCGCGGGCCCGGUAACACGGACGCGUACCCAUGUGGAACAAUAAGAAAUAGUUAUUUUUUACUCAGCUGAAAACAGCAUAUAACCUCAACGUCCUCUCCCAUGAAUUUUACACCACGCUCAGAAAUCCGUAGUUUUGCACAACUAAUAGAUUGUAGCAUCCUUCACCAAAUAACCGUUACUCAUAAAGGACGAGAGUUAAAAAAACGCAUUUUGUUUGUGUUUGUUUCUCUGCCAGGAUGUAGCGCUCAGUUCCUCUCUGACCCGGCAAUAAUCAAACGUCGACCCGUUUGUGACAUCAUCAAUAGCCAAAACCCUGUUAGCUCCCCCUGCUAUAGUUGAGUAAUGUAAAAUGGCAUUUAUAAUCGAUCCUGCACCUUGCAUUUGCCUACUGUGACAUUUAAAAUGUACUCCUUACUGUCUGUUUUUUUUUUUUUUUUUUUUUUUUUUCUGUUUGUGGCUGACUGAUUUGCGGCUUCGGUUUCUAAGGACAUCACAGAGCCAACAAUGGCCGUAGUGGAGUGAGGUUACAUGUUUUUUUUUGUCUGCACUGGAAUGUUAGAGUGAGCUGCCAAGCAAAGACUGAAACUGAGAGUCAUUUGAACAACAAAUUCACACCUGAGCUUCCACAAAGUCAGCGGAUGGAGAUCUGCCCGACUCUAAUGUUUGGUUUCCGUUAAACCUGCCCAUCCUCUCUUACGGAUCUAUUUAUCUUGGCAAGCUGUUGAACUUUUCCACAUUUUGUGUUGCAACCGCAAAUUUGUAUGUUGUUUUCUUUGGGAAAAGCAUAGAGUGGUCUGUGAUUGUGAAGUGGAGGGAAAACGAUGUGUGGUUUUCUUACACCUACAACAAAAGUCUGUCCUUAGUCUAAACUUUGUUCAACCACCUCUGCGAUUUCUGCUGCAAGUCUUUUGGAGCGUCUAUGCGCCAGCUUUGCACAUUUUAGAGACUGAAAGCUUUCUUUUUUUCCAUUUUUCUUUGUAAAACAGUUCGGGCUCAGUCAGAUUUGAUGUAGAGCGUCUGCAAACAGCAGUUUUCAUGGUAAUCUAACUCAUUAAGGUCUAGACUUUGAGUUAUUCUGACGCACGAAUAAGCUUUGUCCAUAACCAUCUCUAGUUGCUCUGAUUGUAUGUUUAUGUUGUUGUUCCCACAGUCCCAAGUCUUUUGCUUCCUCUAACAGGUUUUUUCUCAGUGAUGGCGAGGUAUUUAUCUCCGUCUGUCUUUCCAUCAACUCAGACCAGCUUCCCUGUCCACGUAGGAAGGAAAUGAUCCUCACAGCAUGUGUCACAAUGGGGAUGAUGCGUUCAGGGACAUGUGCAUGUUCCUCACACCUACCGUUGAACAUGUAGGCCAAAACGUUUGACCAGACCACCUUCUUCCACGUGUUUAACGUGUCUCGCAGUGAGCGUUUUGGGAAACGGCGAACAUAACCUGUUACGGCUUUCCUCUUACAGCUCCUACUAUGUUACCACGGGAGCCAUGGGUGUUUCUCUGAUUAAUGCUCUCCUAGGCUGGGGUUUCCGUUUAGGUGGAUGGUCGUGACGCGGUGGGAUUGCAGUUAUGAAAGUAAUCAGAUUUUUAUUUGUAAAAAAAAAAAAAAACUGAUAAGCCAUGUAAAAUUUUCCUUCCACUUCAGAAUUAUGCAGUAGGCUACUUUGUGUUGGUCUACCACAUAAAUCAGCAUUAAAUUAGAUGUAUUUUGCGGUUAUAAUGUGACAAUAUGUGCUAAAGUUCAAUACUUGUGCAAGGCAUUGCAUUAUAUACUCAGAGAUAUAACUAUAUUAGAUAAAUAGGUGAUUUACUCAAACAGUAUAGUUGUACAUUUAGAUUGAUUUCUAACAAUUUACAAUGGUGAAGUCAAAUACUGCUUAUUCUUUUAAGUAGAUGUGAGAGAAGUUCACAGGAGUUUGCUCACAUAACUAAAUGUGUGCAUUUAAUCUGUAGAGAAUCUAACUUCCUAUUUUUAGACAUCAUAGAAAUAACCCAAAGACCAAGUCUCCUAAAUAACAUUAGCUGUAUUUCUUUUGUUAAACGAUGAUUUUUAGCAGCAAAUUAAAGUUACUGACUUGCAGUAUAAUAUGUUCAUAGUAAAUGUUGCACUUUGAUUAAAAGGAUAGUUUAAACUAUCUAUCUAGGUUUUUUAUUUGCCUUCUUGCUGAGAGUUUAAGUUAGAAAACUUAGGCCACUCAAACAUCUAUCAAUCAUUUUUUAGAUUUGCCUGAUCUUAUCUUUUUUUUUUGUUACGUUAAUGGGCACAUCAAGUCUAGUUGAGAUCUAAUGUUCACUUCCGACUAUUAAUCUAUGUUUGGGUAUAUCUAAACAAAGGAGAGCUGCCAUGACCUCCUUUUCUAUGUAGUGCCUGCAUCCUGAAGUUUCUCUGAUGCAAGUGGAAGCUUGUUAUGGCUUCCACCUAGUAAACAUGCUAAAAGCCCAUCUGUGAUAUAUUUUGAAGGCAUCCUAUAUAUAAAAAAAAACUAUUCAAAUUCUCCAGCAAAGCCUCUUGCUUUCAAGAUAAUUUGUUUUAUUUAUUUUUAGAAACAGGAAAUGGUUUAUGGAUAAGCCCUUCCAAUUUCUGCUAAGGUCAAAAUUUUUUUUGCAGUAUUAGAACCCAGAUUUUCUGUUCCAAAAACACAUUUUCUAAUGUAAUUAUUUAUGCACAAAUCAAGCAGCUGAGACAAAUUGCUUUACAUCCCCUAACAAGCUGCUUCCCAUCUUACUCUAUAUAUUUUGGCAUAUCAUAAAGUGUGUUGUCUAAAUGUGAUGAAUUGAAGGGCAAGGGGAGGAACAUCAAGUCUUGUCAUGUCUAUGAAGUUUGUGCACUUUUGAUGCGCUCUUGUUCUGAAUAAUGCAUGUGUACCGGGAUCAAAGGUGUGGAUUUGACAGAGUUCUGCUGCGUCAGGAUAGGGUAUGUUAUUUUUGCUGUGAUGUCACCCGUUUUGAGGGUUUUUUUUAGGGAUCAGUUCAAUACCUCAAGAGAAAAAGACCAAUGCUCUCGAGGUCCUCGAAGUAGUCGAGUAAAUAAUAGUUGAAUUAAAUAGAAAGUUGCAUAAGCUGGAAACAGUUGGAGCAACUUUGAGCAUUCAGCAGGCCCAGGUCAUUGAAUCUUAAUUAGUGUGUCAUCUGCAUAGCGCAGCAUCGGAUUAAGUAAUUUUAUAUAGUAAUCACUUCAUAAUUUUGUACCAAUUGCAUACAUUCUGCAGGACUGGUGCAUAUGUGCAAUAUUAGUAUAAGGCAUUUAAAAGUGGUGACUCUCAGGCUGUGAAAUUUUUCAACAUUUCCAAAAGAUCCAUGGCAGCUUGGUUCAGAGAUCCAAUCAUGAAUGCUACACUGUCAGACGCGUAGAAAUGAUGCAGGAGCUAUUUUUUCCCCCAACUAUUCAGCUCCUCAUACGGCAAUGAAAUGCAAAGCUAUAUAUCGUUAUAUAAAAGUGAGGUUAUAUGGUGCUUAGCCGACUUUUCCUUUUGCUAUGAGAUUAAUUUAGGCUUUCGAGCAGCUUUAGUUAACAGGUAUAUAGGUGGCACUGAACACCUCUUGAGAACCGAAGCUUGAAGUCAAAUAAAAAUUGACCCCCGAGAUUUAUCUGUCAUAAUUGGCAAGUUUCUGUGCCCAGUCAACAAACCCAUAUUCCUUUUAUUUAUAUAAGCUUAGUCUUAGCAUAGCAGUCCCCUGUAUAUACUGUCCAGAUUGGAUGCGCAUUGUUUUCCUUUUUUUUAAGUUUACACAGCUUGAGCUAAAUGUGUGUCCUGGACGGUACGAAGGAACGUUUGAAUUUUUGAAUGUUUUUUGUAAAUGUAUUUAGCUUUUGUUUAUUUCAAAGACGAAACUGAGCACUUUGAGCGAAAUAUUGCACCAAUCCCAGAUUUGUGUCCUUCAUAAACCAAUAUGAAGAAAUACUAAUGGCCUCAUUGGACAUUAUUUAAUUAAUGGUACAUUAUUUACUUAUUUUGUCAACUAUUUUUUAUAUAUUGCUUUGCUGAUUUUGUACAGGGUCCAGUCUAAGAAUGACCCUCUUAAAUUAGAGCUUUUUGCUUGUUAUUUACUAUAUUCUGGUUGUGAUAAAGUCCAAUCGAACCUCAGUGGAUAGUUUACUCGAUUGUUGCAAAUCAACAAAGAACAUAAUAGUCGGCUGCCCAGAUUUGAAUACUAAUAUGAACUUUCUUGCUUUCGAAGAUAAUUAGAAGGUAAAAAAUGUUUAUUUCUUAUAAAUAUCCCGCUUAAAAUGUCAAUUUUCAUGUCGAGUACCAAGCAUUCAGUAAGACAACAUGAAUUGUAUAUGCUAUAAAGUUAUAAAUCUUAAGAUGUAAAGUGUCUUGUAAAAGUAUCUGUAGCCCAUGGACCUAUAUACACGUUGUCACAUUAUAACCACAAACUUUAUUGUAGCAGGAUUUUACUUAGGUGAUAGAUCAGCAUGUCAGCCAAAAAGUUCAAAUUCAUUCACAUCUGGCCAGAGCACCAUGGCUUUGUUCUUGCCACUCUUUUAUAAAACACAGUCCUGUAAAGUGCAUGAAUAAUACCGUUAGCAGAUUCCCCAACCUGAGCUGUGGAUACCUGCAGCUCCUCCAGAGUCAUCACGGGCCUCUUCGCUGCUUCUCAGAUUAAUGGCGUAAGGCCUUUGAAGAACAUCUUUAUUUAUAUGGAGAUAAAAUAGUUCGAACUGGGUUUUAUCUAGAGGUUUCAGAGUAAAAGGAGGCAGAUGACAGUUAUACACUUCACACUAUCAGAUAUAUAAUCCAAAUAAAAUAAGUUUUUUGCUGUCAGGUGACAAAACCCGAAAAAGUUGAAGGAGUUUAUGUGCAAGGCACCGUAAUCUGGUCAUUUGGUGGUCGCUGACUGUUAAGGACUGUUUAUUAAAAAGAGCCUAUCAAAGCUGAGAAUGUGCUCUUUUUUCUGCUUUCUUAAGGAGCCACUACCCCUAGAGACAUUACUGACAUACUGUGUUUUGUGUGUUUGCCUUAAAAAUAGUGGGAUUUCCAAUUUUUUUUUAUUCUUUAUUUCUUUUGCUGUUAAACAGUAAUUAUAUCUGACGGAGAAAUUAUGAUGAACACUACUGAUUUAUGCACUUUAAAUUUCUCUGCCACACUUCCCAAUAAGGGGGCCAUGAAAGCAGACGCAGGGUGAAAACAAGUUGCAGAGAUGUGUAAAGAUGGAAAUGUGUAUUUCCUUUUUAAAGUUUUGUUUUUUUCCUUUUUUGAAUGAAGUUAAUUUUGUUUGGGAACUGUUCAGAGAACAAACUGACACAAAUGAGUAUUAGAACUUGGAAUAAAUCACAGAAAAUGGAGUGUUGCUUGUAAGGCCGUUGGCAGUCGAGCCUGACCCGGGUUUGUCGUUUCUAAUGUUGCUAUUCAGCACAGUAAAAGCCAAGUCCGUUUCACUCUUUAACAUACAGCUAAAUAUGGCAGCUUCCAUAUUUAAAGUAGCAUUCAGUUCAACUAAGGUAAUUGAUUAGUUCAUUAUCAGAAUUGAUAACUACAAGGUGCAAUUUCUAUUAACCUAAAGAACCCUUAAUUGGGAUUUUUCAAUGUUAGUUAAGUUGCCUAAUUGAGUAAUGCACUUUAUUUUCCUGUUCAGAUCUUAAACUGACAUAGUGGCACUUAUUCCGCAUAAAUUUGCUCAUACUGUGUGUGCGAGUGCUAUUCUUUAUAACAAAAGAUUACACAAAAUUAGAAAAAUGCUUUCUAAGUUAAGAAAAAAUAUGUCCCUGGCAGGCUCCAUUGGAACUGCGUGUUAACAAAACUGCUUUUGAAAAUAGAUCUUCCUAUCCUUGCUUGGAAUAAAGUAUUAAACCUCUGUUGUAUUAAUAUUAAUCCAUCAAACCCAAUGUGAGUGGAGCUUUCUGUGGCCUAGAUGGAAAAUGUACUGGGAAAAUUGUUGGAUUAUUGGUUUUUUUUGUGUGUGUGUGUUUUUUGUUUUUAAGAUAAUCUUGCCUAAAUGUCAUAGUGACACACAAUAACAUAUUUAUUUUACAGAAUUUAAGCAAUUCUGGGAUUUUUGCUGAAGAAAUCCAAGGUAUGAAGGAAGUCAGAAUCUUUCAUAUUUUAGAUUGUUCAAAGGUGCUUACUUUGUCACUUUGAUGAUACUUCCACAAGGUGGUCUCCUGGACUGGUUUUCAGUUAUCAUGUUACCUCUUUGUCGAGAGGUAAUUACUGGAAGGUCUUGCCUUUCUCUUGAGUUUAUAGCCCAUCAGUUUUAUUGUGCAGAGGUAGGGUUCAUACGGGAAUAACCCUGUUUGACUCCUAUUCUAAUACAUUGUAUCAGGACCCACUCAACUAAGUAAAGAGAAGCAGUUACCCAUCACAACUUUAAGACAUGAGCGCCAGUAAAUGUGAUUAAGAACUCUGGUCUUACCCUCAAGUAAAGUUGCAAAGACUAUCAAAUACUUUGAUGAAACUAGUCCUCACAAGGAUUGCCCUUGAGGAAAGGGAGACUAAGUGUUGCCUCCAUGCUAGGAUGGUUUCUAUAUAUGCGCGAUAACGUCUGUGAAGCAUGGUGGUGGCGGAGGUGGUGUUAUGGUACGAUGUGCUUUGCUGGUGAUAUUGCUGUCCAUUUAAUCAAAGCCCAUUUAACCAGAAUGGCUUCAGUAGCAUUCUGCAGCAAAACAUCCCUUCCCACCUCAUCCGGUUCUUCAUAGCUGGACAAUUGCUUGUUUUUCAGCAGGACAAUAAGCCCCCAAAUAAACCUCCAGGCAAUAUAAGGGCUUUUCAGGAUCCCUAUGCAGCCUGAAAAUGUUUGGAAUUUGAUUCCAGUAUUAGGCAAAUCUGGAUUAUAAUGGAAAAAUGUGGAAACCUGCUUGUAUUUCCAGACACUAAUUCUCAUCCCAUUUGUCAAUUUUUUCCUAACUUUCUUCCUUAAUUUCUUUUUUGUAAUUUCUUCAUUCCAUACUGCCAUUCAUCCUUGUCUUUCUUUUUAUUCCUCUCCUUCUGUCUCCUGCAGUAUGCCCUUCUUUCUUGCCUCAAUUCUUUCAUUUUCCUUGUUUUCUUUAUUCUAUUUGUUUUUACUUCUUUAGUUCCUUGUUCCUCUUUAUCUUCCUUCCUUGCAUCCUUUUCCCCUAAUUUCCUUCCACCCAUCCCAUGGGUUUUUCAAGUCCUAUAUUUAAAGUCUGCUCUCUAAAAAUGGGAUUCAUAAUUAGAUUUAGCAUUUAAUAUUUUGAAAUGGCUGUUAAAGAAUUAAGAAGUUGGUAAAGUCGAGUUUAGAGAAGUCUGGAUUUGUUACAAGGUUUGUAGGAACCCCGCCCACUUGAUCCACAAAGAGUGGGAGGGAUUGCUCUGUCAGAUGACCUAGACUCCAUAAUCAACUGACCCAAACCCACCUUUGUUCAUGGAUUUACCGGACGUUUUAUCAGAAGCGACAUACAGCACAUCUAAUAUCAAAGAUAGCUAAGGUGGUUUGGGAUGAGUUUGAUUGUAGAGUGAAGGCAAAUUGGAAACUCCCUCAAGACUGUUUCAGAACCAUUCCAGGUAACCACCUCAGGAAGCUGAUUGUGAGAAAUCCAAGAAGCUUUCAUGGAAAUCUAAAAUACUGUGCAAAGUGUUAGCAUAGUUUGGAUACCUUCUGCAUUAAUCUACAGGAUAUAAAAAAAAAUAUUGAAAAAACAAUGAUUGAAUGACAAGGUGUGCCCAAACCUUUAACUGGUAUUGUUACCCUGGAGCCAUCAGAUCCUGGGAACAAACCAAACUAAUAGUUCUUGUUGUUUGACUUGGAGAAGAGACCUUUUAUAAAAUGCACAGGAGUCUCCUAAUAGCUGGAUUACAUUUUUAAACAAAUACUCUUGUAUAAAAGCUAACAGCCAAAGGCUUGUGCUGUAGGCACAGAUGGACAAUGAAUGGGUGGCUGCAAGGAAACCCAGAGGCUGUGCAUUCAGUCUUGUAUGAAAGGUAAAUGUUGUAUAAACAGUUGUACAAACCAGUCUAUCAACCAGAAGAGGUUUAAGCUGAUAUUUCUCUCACAAGAACAUUAAAGGUAAAGUCACAUGCCAAAAAAAUGUUUAGGAAGGGAUACAAGUUUUGCUACUUUUUUGGGGGUUAAGUCCGGGGAGAAGAUAAAAGAAGGCACAUCUUUUGAUGAAUAACUUCUUUUCUUUUAUUUGUGGAGAUAAGCGGCACCUUGCGAUAAAAUGACCCAUGAAAUGGGUAGUUAAUUUUGUUUAUGAUGUGUUUUGGAUUUUGUGGCUCUAGGUCAUUUUCACCUUUCUCUGAUGCCCAGUCACCAUUGCAUCUAUUGUUAAUAAUUUCUAUUUGUGUUAAGUAAUUUAAAGUACUAUGGAGGUAAUAUAUUAAAAUAUUCAAAACUCAUAAAUAUAGUUUUAUAUUUUCAGAAAAAAUUUGUUUUACACUCCAUUUCUUUUUAAUUUUGUUCUGAUCCUCCGUUGUUUUAGGUAACACUUAUAAAAUAUGGCUAAUUAAGGCCACUGAUUAGAUUUGGACCAAAAUAAUUUUUGCCGAAUACAUGAUGAUAGAUGUUUUUAUUUAUUUUUUAUUGGUCAUAAAUCACUUUAUCUUGCAUCAGACAAAAAAGUAGAAUAUGAAAAAUGAAAUCAGUGAAACCAGGCAUCAAAUAUCCCCCUGGAGGGUACAAAUUGAUGCAUGGAUGGUAAGAAACAUCUCUUGACAAAUGGCUCCAUGUUCUACCCAGAAAAAACGGUGGAUGAACAACCAAAAGUAUGAAAUUGAGAAAGAGGAAAUGACCAGUAUUUGGUUUAGCUGCUAAAAAGACGUGUCUUGUGGCCUUCGUCUUUAAUAAAUAAAAAAAUAUUUAAUAAAUAUAAUUAUGAAGACUCCUGCAGAAAUAGGAGCAAAAGUAAUAUGAAAGAACUCAGUAGUUUAUUGCUGUUUGUUUUUCUAUCUUUUUCUAUGUAUGUAUACAUGUCCGCCUCCCUCCCAUAGUUGUUAGAAGGAGCCUCAAAACUGAGAAGGGAAUUAAGUUAAGAAAAAUAUUUUAGAAAUUGGUAGCAAACGGUCUGUUUGCUAGUAGACCUGUGUCCUUAGACCAUUUUUUUUUUUUUUUUAAAGAUUUGUUCAAAAUUAAGUUACACUGCCUUAAAGGUAGACUCAGUGAUUUUUCCCCAAGUCCCUUCUUGAAUAACUGUGCAUUAGCAAGACCAUCACCCAUGCUCAUCUGGUCCUCAGGGUAUUGCGUGAAAUAAAAUCUCCCAAAUCCACUCUGGUCUUAUUUUUUUUCUACUGAGGCCAUCCCCUUCUUCUCAUAAACUUGUACGUGGUUUUACUUCUUGUCACUCUCAUCCAUGUUCAAAGUAUAUAGUGAAAGCAGUGGCGCUACAAUCAACGGCUAACACCGAAGCUAACCGCUAAGCUAACCAGAUACAUAAACACUAGAAGUGCUAGUAUGCACAGCCAGCAAAUGGAAACCAACAAGGAACGUGUACGCACAUUAGCAUUACAUGAGCGUGUCAGACUGAUUGGCAUGUGGGACAACCCAUAAAUAAGGCGAAACCCCCAGAAUUCGAGGGACAGAAGGAGUGAGAGCAGGACCAAAACUCUGCCAAUCCCUGCGAAUGGCAGGGAUUUGUCAGUUUUUACAGGCCUGCAGCUUUCACAGAAUUUUUUAUAACCUCUUUUUUCUGAAUACAUAAAGCAUUGACUACUGUCCGGAUGAAAGGACCGUAAAACAAAGUGUUUCUGAACAGGAUUACCACCUACAGCUUUAAUGGCUAAUAUUUAAGAUUCAUAUAUAAUAUAGUAAUUAGUCUUCUAUUGUAUCAAAACAUUAGUAUCCAAUGACAGCACAAGACCUACUUCUAUAUUUAAAGACACUUAGUUGUAUUGGUAUUAAAUCAAUGGACUGGGAAAAACUGCUUUGUGAAAUUACCUUUUUUAAUACCACAUUUUGCUUGUAUGUAGAGCAAAAGAGGGAAAAGAUUGAUGCAGAUAGAUUCGAUUUUGCAUACCUUGGAAUCCAUAUUAAAAAUUUGCAAAUCAAAGUAAAUGUAAUGGGGUUUUGCUAGGCCUUCCAGUUGGUUGCUUAAGAGCUACCAUGUAAUAAAUAACCAAAUUUCAAAAAAAGCACAGCCUUAGUCUUAAUGUUUAAUGUGUUUUAAAUCCAACACAUUAAACUAGUUGUAAAUGCUAAUGCUGCUCAUUAGCUUGUUAACUGAAAUGUAGCUGGCGAUGCCAAUGCUAGCUCUGCAAUGAACAUAAUCAGUAAUACAUUAUUAGGUUGUUGUAGUUUUAUUUUUAUUAUAUUCAUUUUUUAGCACAAUAACGAGCUAGGACAAGAUGAGACACUGUUUUACUUUUAACAUGCCUGACCAACCUCAAAAAAGCAUAACUGCAGCAUGCAUGAUUAUGGGGAUAACUUCCAGAGAUAUUUAUUUUUUUGAAACUCCUUAGACUGCUAAAACAUUGAUUAGCUGCUUCUAAUAUGAAACCCCCCACCACUCCCACCUGCCACAACCAACUAAUACCGUAUUUAAAUCUCUAUACAAUGCAUUGUAUUUCCAGUACUUAUUGCUUCCACGGCACUGAGAAAUUAUGAAAUGUAUCAUCACUUGCUGAUUCUCUGCUCUAAAAUGUAAACAGUACAGUAUGUACUGGGGGAUUCUAGUUUUAAAACCACAUAUAUAGACAGUAGUUGUCCCAUUCAGCUAUAUUAACAAUGCCAAAACAGUACAAUGACAUCGGAGUCUAGAGGUGCUAAAGACAGUAGGCUGUUUUUUUUUUUUUUUUUUUUUUUUCCUUUUUAUUGUAAUAUUGACAAGUGUUAUCUGUCUGUAACACAGUAGAACAUUCUGAAAACAUUUCAAUAAUAAACCAUAUAGAUAUUA
Messenger RNA from Fundulus heteroclitus (mummichog), 13444 nucleotides. RefSeq names its product zinc finger and BTB domain containing 47b (gene zbtb47b). NCBI's taxonomy places the organism in Eukaryota, Metazoa, Chordata, Actinopteri, Cyprinodontiformes, Fundulidae. Gene Ontology annotation, biological process: regulation of transcription by RNA polymerase II. The coding region runs from base 333 to 2570 and encodes 745 amino acids. Gene Ontology annotation, cellular component: nucleus. The record is from RefSeq and is a predicted model, not a curated record. The transcript has 6 exons. Gene Ontology annotation, molecular function: protein binding; DNA-binding transcription factor activity, RNA polymerase II-specific; RNA polymerase II cis-regulatory region sequence-specific DNA binding.